GUAGUUUAGUUGACCGGAAUUAUUCGUCAGUCAGUUAUUGAAAAGACGCAAGACUAAAAAUAGAAGAGCUCUAAAGAAUCGGAUAGAACAUAAAUUAAAAAUAAAUUAAUAUCGAAUAUUAAAAUCAACAGCUUUGUAGAUUUUGGUUAUGGCUCUGUUGAAUUCAAUUCGAAUAACAACCGUUAUAGUGAAUUUAUUUUUAAUAUUCUAUCCCAGCGGCGAAGCAGCAAGAGUCGGAGUAUGUGAUAUUUGCUUGGCUUCGAAUAAUGUAGCCUGCCGCGAUGAAACACACUUUUCAACAUGUUAUAAUGGUGAAUUCGUUACCACAAUAACCCCUUGUCCGUCGGGACAUAUUUGCACAGCUGAUCGACAAAUAUGCCGGCUGCCCAGUGAAGGUUUCACUCCCAUUUGCUAUGAAGAAACUUGUGGCACUUGCGAUCAAAUCACCGGUGAUUUCAUAUGUCUCGAUCAAACCACAUACAGUUAUUGCUUUGGCCGAUACUCGACUGUCGCGCAUUCAUGUCCGCCGGGAUUUGUGUGUAACAUAUAUGCCAGCGAAGUUUGUGUGCCAGCUGCAACAAAUAGACCCUCAUGUUUAACUGUCACUACCACUGCCACACCACCAACCGAGUCGACAACAGAUAUGUCAACUGAAUCGACAGUAACGGAUGGACCAACUACUGAUUCGACCGUAACUAAUGGACCUACAACUGAUUCUACAGUAACCACUGAUUCUACAGUAACCACUGAUUCUACAGUAACCACUGAGUCUACAGUUACCACUGAUUCUACCGUAACUGAUGAACCCACAACAGAAGUGUCAACACCAAGUAUAACAACAGAAUCGUCGAGUACAAGCCAACCAACUACGGAAGCGCCACCUGUGGAUGCAAAUACCUUUUGUAAACAACUUUCUAAAGUGGGUUAUUACAAGACCAAUGAUCCCACAUGCCAAGAAUACGUUUAUUGUUACUUAUUAUCUGGACAAUAUUUGGGCUGGUACUAUUAUUGCGAAGGCUAUUUUAAUGAAGCAACCGGAAAAUGUCAAGCGGAGCGACCAUCAUCUUGCAAAGAACACUGAAGAGCACUAGGCGCAAUAUUCUGGUUUAUUUGAUGAACAAUAUUUCAGAGAACGAUCGUAGUAGGUUCCCGAAGUGCAAGCUUUGACUAGACCUUGUAGUUUAUCGCCUAUUUUAUAACAAAUGAUAAAACUGAAAAUAUAUAAAUUAAAUAAACGACAAAUAAUUAUAUAAAA
This is a messenger RNA of Musca domestica (house fly), 1255 nucleotides long. RefSeq names its product integumentary mucin C.1. Bases 149 to 1081 code for a protein of 310 amino acids. The transcript has 5 exons. Lineage: Eukaryota; Metazoa; Arthropoda; Insecta; Diptera; Muscidae. The record is from RefSeq and is a predicted model, not a curated record.